AUGGCCAGCGUGCAAGAGCCACUGAUCCCGGAAAGUCAUGUGCUGCCAACAGAUGCACCAGUUGAACCAAUUUCUUUCUCAGAUGAGAAAUCCACUGCCAGCGCGACCAAGGCAGAUCUGAGCGAAUCGACUGCCUCGCUCGACUCCACAGCACCACAAUCCAAAGAUGCAACCCAACCCGAGGUCCCCUUGACCGCCGCGGAAAGGAAGAAGGCCAAGAAGGCAAAGAAGAAGCAGCAAAAGAGACAGGAGAGUAUUAGCUCCCUGGCUGCUUCGACGCGAGAAAAUUCUGCCGAGCCGGUGGAGGAAUCACCAGUCGAAGCUCCCAAGGCAGCUGAGCCCGCUGCCGAGCCAGUGGUGGAGGAAAAGCCUGUCGCUUCCACCAAUGUAGAACCCGAGGUUGCUGAGCCUAUCACGGAAGAGCUAAAGACUGCCGAGGCCGUUCCUGAAGUCGCCGCCGAGCCGAUCGCCGAAGAGCCUCCCGCGGCAGAAAUCAAGACUGUCGAGGAGGCUGAGCCUACCACCGAAGAGAAGCCUACCAUCGAGGAAAAGGCUACCGAGGCCACUUCCGCUGAGGCUGCCGUUGAGCAGCCUGCCGAAGCUGUCGUGGAAGAAUCCAAGGCGGUGGAGGAUAUCACUGAACCUACCAAGGAAGAGUCAGAGACCGUCGAGGCCGUUCCUGAAGCUGCCAAGGAAGAGACUGCCACUGAAACUGCCGUGGAAGAAUCAAAACCCGUCGACACGAUUCCUGAAACCAUCGCAGAGCCUGUCGUCGAAGAGACUCCCGCCAUGGAGGAAUCGAAGACUGUGGAAGCUGUUUCUGAAAUCGCCCAGGCGCCCGCUGUCGAAGAAUCCAAGGCUGAGGAAGUUUCCGAGCCUACCACUGAAGCUGCCACGGAAGAAAAGACUACCGAGGCUGUCGCAGAGCCUAUCGUCGAAGAGACUCCAGCUGUUUCAGAAUCCAAGGCCGAGGAGGCUAUUCCUGAAAUCGCCCAGGAGACUCCCGUCGAAGAACCCAAGGUUGAGGUUGCCGAGCUAAUCGAGACGCCUGCCACUGAAGAAAAGGCCGUCGAAGAAACUCCCGCCGUGGAGGAAUCCAAGACCGAGGAGGUUGUUCCUGAAAUCGCACAGGAGUCGCCCGCCGUUGAGGAAUCGAAGCCUUCCGCAGAAACAGCCGAAAUCGCCACAGAAGAAAAGGCCAUCGAGGCCGUCCCCGAGACUGUCACUGAAAAGACUCCUAGCGCUGAAGAACCUCAGGCUGAGGUUACUGAGCCCAUCACCGAGGAGAAGCCUGCCGUGGAAGAAAAGGCUGUCGAGGACGCUCCUGUUGCUGUCGCAGAGCUUGUCGAAGAAACUCCUGCCGUGGAAGAAUCUAAGACCGAAGAGGUUGCUACACCUGCUGAAGAAAAGGCUGUCGAGACCGCCUCCGAAACCCCCGCUGUGGAAGAAUCCAAGGCCGAGGAGCUUAUUCCUGAAAUCGCCCAGGAGACUCCCGCCGCUGAAGCUGCCUUGGAAGAAUCAAAACCCGUUGAGACCGUUUCUGAAACCGCUGUAGAGCCUACUGUGCAAGAAUCCAAGGCUGAGGAGAUUGCUACGCCUGCCACCGAAGAAAAGGCUGUCGAGACCGCCUCCGAAACCCCCGCUGUGGAAGAAUCCAAGGCCGAGGAGCUUAUUCCUGAAAUCGCCCAGGAGUCGCCCGCAGUUGAAGAAUCGAAGCCUGUCAUAGAAACCACCGCAGAGGAAAAGGCUGCCGAAGUCGUCCCCGAGACUGUCGCCGAGGAGACCCCCACCGCCGAAGCUGUCUUGGAAGAAUCAAAGCCCGUUGAGACCGUUUCUGAGACUGUCGCCGAGCCUGCUGUGGAAGAAUCUAAGGCCGUCGAGGUUGCUGAACCUACCACUGAGGAGAAGCCCAUUACUGAGGAAACGGCUGUCGAGGCUGCCCCUGAAACUGUCGCAGAGACUGUCAUCGAAGAAACUCCCGCGGUGGAAGAAUCCAAGCCCGUCGAGGCUGCCCCUGAAAUCGCCCAGGAGACACCCGCAGUUGAGGAAUCCAAGGCCGAGGAGGUUGCUGAGCCUAUUACCAAGGAAGAGCCUACUACUGAAGAAAAGACCACCGAGGCUGCUCCUGAAACUGUCGCAGAGGCUAUCACCGAAGAAAAGCCCACCGCUGAAUCCGCCACAGAAGAGUCGAAGCCCGCCGAGUCUGUUGCCGAAACCGUCGCUGAACCGGUUGUCGAGGAGACUCCCGCCGCUGAAGCUGCCGUGGAAGAAUCCAAGCCCGUCGAGGCUAUUCCUGAGACUAUCGCAGAGCCUAUCGUCGAAGAAACUCCCGCCGUGGACGAAUCCGAAACUGUCGAGGCUACCCCCGAGACCGUUCAAGAGACCCCCGCAGUCGAAGAAUCCAAGGUUGAGGAGGUUGCUGAGCCUAUCGCCGCGGAAAAGGCCGUCGAUGCUGCUCCCGAAGCUGUCGAAGAAACCCCCGCGGUGGAAGAAUCCACCAUUGUCGUCCCUGAAACCGUCCAGGAUGCCCCCGCCACCGAAGCAGCCGUGGAAGAGUCCAAGCCUGCCGAGGAGCCAGUAACCGAGAAGGCUGUCCAGGAACCGACUGUGGAGGUGGAGGCCGAGAACAGUGCUGACACCACCGUGGCUGUUCCAGAGAUUGCUUCAGAGGCAACUGCUGUGGAGCCGACUGUCGAGGUUUCCGAGCCUACCAAGGAGGUGGCUGAAGAGACUCCCGUUGAGCAACCUGUCACUGAGGAAUCGACUGCUGAGCCAAUCAAAGAGACCGAGAUUGCUGAGCCCAUUCCCGAGCAGACUGUCGAUGCUGUCAAGGAAUCUGCUGUCGAGGAGCCCACUGAGGUUGCUGCCGUGGAGACAGCCACCACUGAGCCCACCACCGACGCAAUUGAAGAGCCUGCCACCGUUGUCGCCGAGGAGGCCACUGCUGAGAAGGCUCAGGAGCCUAUUGAGGUCGAGUCUGUCAAGGAGACCACCGAACAGGCCGCAGCAGAGGAACCAGUUGUGGCGGAGCCUGUUGUUGAAACCACUAAGGAAUUGACUCCUGAGGAGUCCCCCGUUGUUGAGACUGCCGCCAUUGCUGAGGCUGCUUCUGCCGCUGCUCUCACCGAGGAGUCUGUCGCUACUUCUGAGACCACUGAAACCGCCGCCAUUCCCGCAGCUGCUGCCGCUGCUCAUGUCACUGAGGAGUCUACUGCUACUAUUCCUCAGGCUGCUGCCGCCAUUGUCGAGGAAAACGCCACUCCCAUUGAGUCUGUGCAAGAAUCAAUGGAGAAGACUGUCCCCGCUGAAACUGCCAAGGAAGUCGCCGUUGAGCAACCGGAAGUUACCAAGCCUGAGGAAGUAACCGAGCAGACAACCGAAGAGCUCGUUGCUGACAAGGCCGUUGAAGAGCCCGUUUCUGAGACCUCUGCCCCAGAGCCGGUGGUCGAGGAGACUCCCGUUGUGGAAGAGACUCCCGUUGUGGAAGAGACUCCCGUUGUUGAAGAGACUCCCGUCGAGUCCACCAAGGAACUCAUCGUCGAGGAGCCCAUCGAGUCUUCCACAGAGGCUCCUGCCGUCGCCGAUGUUACUGCAGACGAAGCCGAGAAGGUCGAGGAGAAGCAACCUGAGAUUGAAUCUAUUGCUGAGCCAGUCGUCUCUGAGCAGACCGAGACUGCUACCGCUGCCGCUGUUGAAGAGCCUGUUUCUCAAAACGCUGAGCCUGCUGUCGCCGAAGAGAAGGUCGUGGAUGAGCCAGUCACUGUUGCAGAGGCUGUUGAAGUUGCUGCCGCUGCUGCGGCCGUGGCCGUGGCCGAGGCUGUCAUUGCCGAGCCCGCUGUUGCUGAAACUCCCGUUGUCGAAGAAAAGAUCAUUAAUGAGCCAAUUGCUGUUCUCGAAACCGCAGCUGAGUCCACUACUGAGUCUGUCCCCGAACAGACUCCCGAGGUGGCCCCCGUUGUUGAAGAAUCUGCUACUGAGGCACCAGCUACUGAUAAGGCCGAGGAUGUGACCGAGCCCGUCAUUGUUGAGCCUACCAUCCAGGCUAUUGAAGUCACUGAAGUACCAGUCGUGGAGGAGCAGGUUGCCGAAGAGCCUGUGAAGGUUGAAGAGCCCGUUGAAGCUGCUGCUCCCGCGGAGCAAACUCCCGAGGCAGCUCCAGUGGAGGAAUCUACCAAGGAGCUCGAGCCCGAGACAACCGUGCUGGAGGAAGUUGUCAUCGAGCAGCCCACCCUCGUUGCUGAAGAGGCUGCAGCCGAAGCGCCAGUUGUUGCUGAGGUUGUCGAAGAGCCCGUACAAGAGGAUGCUAAUGCUGAGGUCCUGGAACAGUCUACUUUUGUCGUGGAGACCAUUUCUGCAAAUGGGGUCGACGUUGUGGCUAUUUCUGAGUCGAUUUCCUAUGCAGACGAGCCUGAGAUUGUCGCUGAGACAUCUGAUGUGAAGGAGUCGAUUCAGCCCUCCACCUCUGAUAUCGAAACAUCGGCACCAACUGAGCCCGAAGCCAAGCAAGAAGAGACCGCUAGGUCCGCCUCUGACGAAGCUACCGAGGAUACUGGCAUCAGCACCGAGAUUCUUGGUGCUGGUGCUGCUGUCGCUGCCGCCAUUGCUGGCGCCAGCGUGGCCGCUGUUGCUCACCACGAAUCCGAGACUGCAGCAGAGACCAAUGCAGACAAGGAAUCCGUUCCGAAGGCUGAGACCCAGCCCCAGGUUCCCGCAGCAGAUGCACAGUCCACAGACGGUAAGCCAACACCGUUCUAUACUUCAUACCAACCGUCUGCCAUAUCUCUCGAAACUGAUCCCGCUCUUGCAGCUCUUGCUGGCGACCGCGAAGCCCUUCUUCGCAAGCUCAACCAACCCUCUACAGACCAACUGCCCACGGCUACCCAGCAACCAUCGGUCGCGACAGUCGAAAGUGCCACCGAGUCCCAGCCUGCCGCCGAGGCCAGCAAAGGAAUUACCGUACCCGCUGCAAAUGCAUCCGACGCUCAGCCUGAUGCCGACAAUGCGCUUACACCAAAGAAUAAUGAUGAGGAUGCUCGCUCGUCGAGUCAGAACCGGUCAGUGACUGCUGUUUCUCUAAAUGGUGCACCUGACAGCUGGCUCAAAGCAAUCCUGCGCACUGUCUUUGUGAAUUUCUUUGGGGCCAUCUUUUCACCUUUCCGUCGCCACAAGGCCUCCAAUUAG
Penicillium psychrosexuale is the source of this 5181-nucleotide messenger RNA. Its product is annotated as PT repeat family protein. Bases 1 to 5181 code for a protein of 1726 amino acids. The record is from RefSeq and is a predicted model, not a curated record. Lineage: Eukaryota; Fungi; Ascomycota; Eurotiomycetes; Eurotiales; Aspergillaceae. The transcript has a single exon.